This is a messenger RNA of Penicillium salamii, 1110 nucleotides long. The record is from the annotation of a GenBank genome assembly. NCBI's taxonomy places the organism in Eukaryota, Fungi, Ascomycota, Eurotiomycetes, Eurotiales, Aspergillaceae.
AUGUCCAGAUUCUUCAAAAUGGCCGAAAACGUCGCAAAGAAGCUCAAGACCUCCUCCCCCUUGAUCGGGACUCACAACGGCCACUUCCACGCCGACGAGGCUCUGGCUGUCUACCUCCUCCGUCUGCUCCCCACUUACGCCUCCUCACCCCUCAUCCGCACCCGCGACCCCGUGGAGCUUGAGAAAUGCCACACCGUCGUGGAUGUCGGUGGUGUGUACGAUGCCGCCAUCAACCGCUAUGAUCACCACCAGCGCACCUUCGCAACCACCUUCCCCCAACGCGAGACCAAGCUUUCCUCUGCCGGUCUCGUAUACAUGCACUUCGGCAAGGCCAUUAUCGCGCAGAAGCUCUCUCUGCCCAUCGAGCACGCCGAUGUCGACCUCCUCUACGAGAAGCUGUACACCGACUUCAUCGAGGCUAUUGACGCCAACGACAACGGAAUCUCUGCUUAUGACCAAGCCGCUAUCACCGCCGCCGGAAUCGAGAAGCGCUUCAAGAACGGCGGUAUCACUCUCGCCUCCAUGGUCGGCGACAUGAACAACCCCGACCCCACCAGCCCACCUGGUGAGCCCCAAGAUGAAGACAGCCUCUUCGGACGCGCCAGCACCCUGAUCGGAAACGCUUUCGCACGCAAGUUGCACCACGCCUGCACAUCGUGGAUGCCCGCCCGCACAACCGUUGGCUCCGCCUACGCGUCGCGCAAGGAGAUCCACCCCUCCGGCCGUAUCAUGGUCCUGCCCCAAGGCGGUGUCCCCUGGAAGGAGCACCUGUACAACUUCGAGGCUGAGGCCUCAGGAGGCAAGGAGAUUGACCCUGCCGCGCAGGUCUACUACGUUCUCUACCCCGAGAACGCCAAUGCUGACGCCAAGUGGCGCAUUCAGUGUGUCUCUGUCAAUGAGAGCAGCUUUGAGUCUCGCAAGCCUUUGCCUGAGUCUUGGCGCGGUGUUCGCGACCAGGACCUUGACGGUGUCAUGGCCGCGGAGGCUGAGAAGAAUGGUCAGAGCAAGAUUCCCGAGGGUGCUGUCUUUGCCCACGCCAGUGGCUUCAUUGGUGGCCACAAGACUCGGGAGGGUGCCAUGACUAUGGCUGAGCGCAGCCUCGGUCUUUGA